UAACUGUAGUAACGCUGCGCCGUCAGACUCCGGCAACGUCAAGAGGAGCAGAGACUCAGAUGUUGGACGACUUCAGAGGCGUUUUUAUCAGAGUUUAGUGACUAGAAACCAACACGGGUUUAGGUGAAGUUUCCGUUAAUGUCAGCUCGCUGUUACUAGCAAACAAACACCGAGGUUAGAGACGUCUAAUGUCCACAACUGACCCUUUUAAUGAACCAAACACAUCUCGUGAGGCAAAAUUCAAAUGAACCGACAAUGUUUGGAGUAAGAAGUUGAAACAAGAAGUUUUGGAAAUGGAUUCAGGCAAAGUUGUGCACAGAAGAAAACCGGAUAUUCCUACAAUCAGACCAAGAGCAUCGGAUCAGAAGCAACAUGUCCAGGAGGCCAGUGUGAAAAGUAUUGAACUCAGUAAGGUGAUUCGUCUUUUUGAAGAUCCUUUGACAGCUAACUCGAAGGAGAGGCACCUUUUUGUGCUGAAGAAACUACUGAAGAGAAGCCAAAUUGGCUUUCUUUUGAGGGAGCUGACAGGCAUCGCCAAAAUACUCAACAUCUGUGCUGAGAAAGUGACGGAUCACCCUGAAUAUGUGCCCAUUCUGUGUGAGGUACUUCAAAUUUGUAGGCUUCCCUUCCUGAAGGAGAAAGCAUCUGAUGAGCUGAAUUACGCUCAGGACGUCAUAGAGUUCCUCUCACACAUGGGCUGUCUGAUGAGGGUGUCAGAUGUUGAAGUGAGACAGCAGAUAGUUGAGUCAGUGAAAUCGUUCUACAGCUGUGUGGCUCCUAAACAGCUGCUUGACGGGCUUCAGCCGACCUCUCCAGGCUACAGGCUGCAGCUGCUGGAGCGCAGCGACCUGGCUCAGACGCUGCUCCUCUCCAUGGCCGCUCUGGAGAACCAGCCUGCCAUCAAGCUGCAGCUCCUGCAGACCCUUAAGAUCCUCUCCAGCUCCUCUGAUAUGAAUUGUGCGUUAAUACUGAAAGCACGAGGAGCAGAGACCAUCUGCCUCCACAUGAACGAACCUGACCCGUCCGGUCAGGUCCUGUUCCGCUCCUCCGAAAUCCUCUGGAACCUGCUGGAGAGAGGCAGCAAGGAGGUCACUGCUCAGCUCAGCAGCAUGGAGUGUGUCAUAUCCCUGAAAGAAGCGUUUUCUCACCAGCUGAUGAACGGUUUCCGACAUUCUGACCUCCAACUCAGAAAUGAUCUGCUUGUCAUCAUAACUCUCAUCGCUGAGAAUCCCAACUCUCUGCUUAUUGAGAGUUUGUUUGCCAAACAGCUUGUGGUUUUUGUCACAUUUCCAGAGCUGAAAAGUCAAAACCCUUUGAUCCGCAACCUCAAGCUCACCUACAGUAAUGAAGACUUGAAAAUGAAGAAAUUGCUUUUGAAUCUGCUGGUUUUGAUGUCAAAGGACUUAGCUGCUCUGCAGCUUUAUAAAGAGGAAAGAGUCAUGCUCGCUCUGCUGACACUCAUGAAGCCAACCGUUGCCUCGCCUGAGCGCCAUUCGGUGUCACGUCAGUGGUCCUCGGCCCAGCGGGAGGAGCUCCAGCUGCAGGCGCUGGCCACCCUGGCCAUCGUCGCUCCGCUCAUGUUGGACGACUACAUGUCCUGUCAGGGAAACACGUGUCUGCUGCUCCUGCUGGACUGGUGCAUCGCUCAAGAUGCUUUCUUUGGUCAGGGUCAGAGCUCUGGAAGAGGCAGUAAGAAGGCUCAGAUGCGGCAUUGUAUCAGAGUGCUGAGAUCUGUGACGUCUUUAGGUGAAGACUCAGUCAACCAGGACCUUUGUGAUCAAGGAACUAUCAACCAGUUGUUGGGGGUUUUGAUGCAGAUGGAAGCGAGUCCUGAUGAGGAGGAUUCGGUCACCCUGGAGAUGAAGUCAGACAUUCAGCUGAUACUUUCAGCGCUGUGUGAGAAUGACAUGCACAGAAAGGAACUGUUUGGAUCAGAGGGCGUUGAGAUGGCGGUUCACUUCCUGAAGAAAGGCUCCAACAAGUUCUACAGCGGUCUGGGACACAACAAGCUCAUCCUCUCCACAGUGGACUGUGUGUGGUCCUGUAUUGUGGGCUGCUACACCACAGAAGAUUACUUUUUGGCUAAGGAGGGGGCGUCUCUUCUGUUGGAUUUACUCAGUUCGAGCCCCAGAUGUGUACACAGCAACGUCCUCGCCACCCUGCUGGAGCUGUGUGACAACCCCAACACUCUGUCUCACAUCCUGAGCUGGAGGGACGGCGGCGGUCAGACGGCUCCCAGGUUCCUGCUGCAGCUGUGGAGGGACGAGGAGGAAGAGCUGAAAGUCAGCAGGAACCACCACGGAGGGAUCACAGACGCCCAGAGGCCCAUUCUCAAUCAUCAUCAGCAGCAGGACGCCCAGCUGUCAUUUCCUGCUAACACACCGAGUGCAGCAGUGCUGGAGCUGUCCGAGAACCUGCGGUCAAAGAUUUACUCCAUCUUCUGCAAACUUGGUUUUCAAGACCUUCCCGGAUUGUCAAGAAAACAUUAUGUGACCUUGAGCAUCGUCAGGCGAUAUCUGGACUUCAAGGUCGGUGAGGUGUGGGAGGAGAUCAGCAGGGAACUGAGUUUGGACGGCGUGAGGCCGAUCACCCCCGACGACGAGGCUCUGAGUACGAUCUUUAAGAUCACAGAGGACACGGCGAGGAGGGUCGCAGCGGAACAAAACAGCAUCCUGGAGCAACAGGAGAAGGAGGACAUUGGCGAGGAGGAGCUCAUGUACACAGAGAUUAAGUCUCAUUGGACGCAGCGGGAGCUCACAGCCAAGUCAUGGGACAAUUACGUUUCCAAAACUUCAAACUAUGAGAUCCUAAAGGAAGUAAAAGCACAGAGGGAGAAAUACAUUGAAUCAUCCAGACCCAAACCAAAGCAUCAGGAUGCUGCAGUUCGUCAUACAGAGCAUUUCAUCGGGCAGGUGAUGUCUGUAGAGAGGACAGACGGUCAGGGGCCCGCCGGAGUGAAAGUGAUGCUGGCCAGAGCUCCCAUCAAGGCUGCAGGUCAGAACGAAGUGGGAGCCACAACACAGGACCCAGAGUACUUCAGCACCGUAUCUGUAAAGGACUGAUGUUCAAUACACGCCCUUUACACUGUCA
Messenger RNA from Sebastes umbrosus (honeycomb rockfish), 3090 nucleotides. RefSeq names its product cilia- and flagella-associated protein 69-like. Gene Ontology annotation, cellular component: non-motile cilium; sperm midpiece. The record is from RefSeq and is a predicted model, not a curated record. The coding region runs from base 294 to 3062 and encodes 922 amino acids. The transcript has 23 exons. Gene Ontology annotation, biological process: positive regulation of flagellated sperm motility; response to odorant; olfactory behavior. Lineage: Eukaryota; Metazoa; Chordata; Actinopteri; Perciformes; Sebastidae.